GCCCGGGCGCAUCGCCCGCGCCGCCGCCGCCCCGCUGCCAUGAGGUCCCCCGGCGAGGUGCUCCGCGAGGGCGAGCUGGAGAAGCGCAGCGACAGCCUCUUCCAGCUGUGGAAGAAGAAGCGCGGCGUGCUCACCCCCGACCGCCUGCGCCUGUUCCCCGCCGGCCCGGGCGCGCGCCCCAAGGAGCUGCGCUUCCACUCCAUCCUCAAGGUGGACUGCGUGGAGCGCACGGGCAAGUACGUCUACUUCACCAUCGUCACCACCGACCGCAAGGAGAUCGACUUCCGCUGCCCAGGCGAGAGCUGCUGGAACGCGGCCAUCACGCUGGCGCUCAUCGACUUCCAGAACCGCCGCGCCCUGCAGGACUUCCGCAGCCGCCAGGAGAGCGCCGGGCCCCCGGCUCAGCCCGCGCCGCCCGCGCCCCCCGCGCAGCCCGAGCCCCGGCUGGCCCGCGCGCCCUGAGCGCCGCCGCGGAGCCACACCACACGCAGGCCGAACCACGAGGCCGCGCCGGCAGGAGCCCAGUGGGUGCCUUGGACAGGGGUGGGGGGCCUGGACGGGCCGCCCCCCUCUGACCACGGCGAGGACAAAGGCCGGGGCUGUGUCCAGCCCCACAGAAGAGGACCUUCCUUCCCAUCCAGAGCUGCGCAGCCGUGCCUGCUGUGCAGGCACGUUAAAUUAUCGGACUAUCUAUAUUUAUUUUCAUGGUUAUUUGUCGUCAAACAGUCUGUCUUAAUAUUUUGUUUUUGCAUCAGUGUGACCAUUCCAAAUAAACCACUUGACCAUU
Manis pentadactyla (Chinese pangolin) is the source of this 787-nucleotide messenger RNA. RefSeq names its product pleckstrin homology like domain family A member 2 (gene PHLDA2). Bases 40 to 462 code for a protein of 140 amino acids. NCBI's taxonomy places the organism in Eukaryota, Metazoa, Chordata, Mammalia, Pholidota, Manidae. Gene Ontology annotation, biological process: positive regulation of apoptotic process; placenta development. Gene Ontology annotation, molecular function: phosphatidylinositol phosphate binding. The record is from RefSeq and is a predicted model, not a curated record. The transcript has 2 exons.